Tetrahymena thermophila SB210 is the source of this 516-nucleotide messenger RNA. RefSeq lists its product as hypothetical. The transcript has a single exon. The record is from RefSeq and is a predicted model, not a curated record. NCBI's taxonomy places the organism in Eukaryota, Ciliophora, Oligohymenophorea, Hymenostomatida, Tetrahymenidae.
AUGCUGGUGAUAUGUAAGAAAAACUUAAACAAAGCUAGAGCUUUAUCAAUAGCACUAUAAUUUGCAACAAAGACAUGGAAAAACAGCAAACUUUCAAUGCCCAUCCUAGCGAUAUAAAAAGCACUAGUAAUUAAGAAUAGACUAAUAUUUUAGUUUCUUAAAAUUUAAACAUUAAAGCUGAACAAAUAUGCCAAGUUGCUAAAGAUAGUUAUUAGCCAAAUGUUAAAAGAAAAAAUGUUUACAAUAAUGAAAUUUGGCUCUAAGAUGACAUUUUUUAUGAUAAAAAUUAAAAAAAAUUAGGUACAAAGGCUGCUUUUAAAUUCAAAGAGUAGUAUUAAAUAAAUGAAGAUGCCAAUAGACAAUCUAAAUAUAAGUAGAACUUUCUAAAAGCUACUAAUAUUAUCAAUAAAAUAUUAAAUACCUCUGUUUGUAGAGUAGUUAGAAUAAGAUAGCAUGUCUAAAAUUUUGUUAAUAUUUUAAAAUUAAGGCAUUUUAAUAAAAAGACAGAUGAAUUGA